UCUUGCUACCCUUUUUCACCUUAUAGCCACUGUUUAGAGAGAGAGAGAGAGAGAGAGAGAGAGAGAGGUAUAGGCUCUAGUGUUUGUUUGUUUGGUUUGGUUUGGUUUGGUUUUUUCUUAUAUACAGGUUCGGUGGAGACUCGCCUGCUUCACUGUUGGAACGGCAACAAAAGCGUUUGGGACUGGAGUUUGGAAUCUAUAAAGUUUGAAACUUAGGAAGUCUGAUUUUUGCAAUGGAGGUGUGUGGCAAAUCCACGGUGGUAGCAGGGCCUGCAAACGUUAUUUUUCUGUCAACUAUACUAGGCCGAGAUGGGCCGACUGCUGUUCACAAAUGCGACUGGAAAUGUGAAAAUGAGCGUGUUUGUGGAAAUAUGUACCGCUGCAAACUAACAGGACUGACUCACAUAUGUGACAAAAACUGUAACCAGAGAAUUCUAUAUGAUAACCAUAGCUCCCUUUGCAGAGCUAGCGGGCAAAUUUUCCCCCUUACACCAGUGGAGGAACAGGCUGUGAGAGGCAUCCGGAGGAAGCUUGAGCCAGAGAAUUCCCCUACUGAUGGCUAUGCCUGUAAGCGCAGACGGGAUGCACAGCUUCAUCCUUCUCCUUUUGAGAGGUCCUUCUCAGCUGUCAGUCCUAUCUGCAGCCAAGUUGGAGAUGGCAUGGAUAUGAGCUAGAUCUAUUAUAUAACUGAAAAGACAAGUAUCAAUUUUCUUAAUCAUGUUCCUUUGAAUUUUUCCCUUUCUUUUUUCUCUGGAACGAUUAUGGAGAAUAAUAGAACUUAAUUCUCUUAACUAAAUGGUGGACCAGAUGUGUCCUUCCUGUCUGUAGGAACUCUAUAUAUUUCUAAUCUCAUUUACUGCAAUUUAGCUCUUUCUUAAACAGGCUCUGUUACUUGUUUAUGAAACUUGAAUUGAAUUCUGUUUCUUUCUCAGCUGGUCUGAGAUUUGAACUAUGAUAGUUACAGGGUACUUUUAGGUGACUUGAACCAUGAUUUUGAUUCAACUUUACAGUGUUGAUUGUAGUGGUGUACUUAAUUUUGAUAUUUUCCCUCCCUUUCUGUGAUCAUUUUGGUGAAUUUGCAAAUUGUAUUGUAUAAAGGCAAUUUAUGUGGUCAUAUCAUUUGUAUUGUAUUCGCCUAUGUAUGGUGACCCUUGAUGGUUAAUCGGUUCUUUUAUACUGCUGAGCUGUACAGCACAGGUUUUUCCAGAUUCUUCAUAUUAAUGACAUUUUUUUAUUGUUGUCUGACAUAAUCUUAACUUGGUUAUAUGGCAGGUUUAAAAGGAAUGAUCCGGCUUUACUCCUGUAUAUUAUUUUCAUCUUUUUAUUACUUUUUUCCUUUCCUCAGUUUGAGCUGACAUGAAUUUCUGAAGUAAUUUUUAGUUUUGCAGGUUUCAAGUCCACUAUACAUAAGAGUUUGAAAAUGCCUGUUGUUUUUAUGAAUCAAUUUUAUCUGUUUUACAAUUUCUCCAACUGGUAAUAAGAAUUUCUGAUAUAUGAUUUUAUUUCUUUCCUAUGUAGGUGUCCUUUUCAUGGAGAUAAAGCUCUUUUCUUGGUGGAGACGGGGGAUGCAUUUGAUGAUGCUGGUGAACUGAAGAACAGUAUCCUUCCUGUUCAUUUCAAACUUGUGGGUUGUUCGAGGGACUAUAUAAUAGAAACAUAGGUCAGCCUGCUGAAUUUAAUCUAAAAUAAUAUUGCUAAUGGCGUGUAGCAAUAUGGAAGAAUUCCCAGUGAUUAACAAUUCCCUUAGUCAUGCUCUUUGUACAUCCUUGUUAGGGAAGAAAAAUCAGAAGACCUUAUGCUCAUCUAUCCAUAAACUUGUUUUUUUUUGUGAUAUCAUCCUUUUUGAUGGUUAGUUUUCUCCUGGUUUGCUGACUAUUGUAAGCCAUACUUAGUGGUAACUUUGACAAGCUACAGCCUUUGUUGUAUCUUUUCUUUGGAUUAUGUGGGAUCAAGGAUGUAUUUUGUCAUUACCUUACCCAUCUAUGGUCACCGGUAUGACCAUGGCUCCAACAAAACGGGUUUGAUCUAGCCCAAGUAUAUUCUCUGAUAAUUGUUGAGGUUUACAUCCUGUCCUAUCCUUCAUCCUCCUGGUUAGCCACAACCUCUAGUAUGGCAGAUCAGAAGGCUAUUGUGGUAGGAAGUCCUCUGCUCAGGAACUAUAUGAUUUGUUGAUCAAAUUGCUGGUAUGGAUAAAUUUUGUGGCUGACUUUUCUUGAAGUUUUAUUGGGAGUUGGCUGGCAAAGGGAGGUCUUUAUAGCUGAUAAGCUUAAGAGAAAACAAUUGUUAAUGGAAGCAUUGGAACCUUGUGAACCGGGCUGAAGGCAAUUUUAAUUUCCAACCAGCGGUAUCUACCAUGGUAUUUGGUCCCUAAGCUAUUUCUGUUUAAGCCCUGUUAAAUCUACAGCUACUUGCCUGUAAGAUAUCACAAGGCCUAAAAUGGUGGAAAAGUGCUUCCCUGUUUGUAAAUUUUGUUCAAUUUUUGUAGGAAAUAGCAAAUCCUUACUUGUCCAAAGAUUGUUCUGUAAAAUUGUGUUUUAGACAGUUUUGUUUGCAUCAAAUUAGUUUGUUAAUUUCUA
This is a messenger RNA of Quercus lobata, 2576 nucleotides long. RefSeq lists its product as uncharacterized. Lineage: Eukaryota; Viridiplantae; Streptophyta; Magnoliopsida; Fagales; Fagaceae. The record is from RefSeq and is a predicted model, not a curated record. Bases 234 to 674 code for a protein of 146 amino acids. The transcript has 2 exons.